AUGUCGGCGCCUGCCCCCGGCCUCGGCUCCUCCGUCGAGCUCGCCACCAACGAGCUCGGCGAGCUCGGCAUCGAGGUGGAGGCGUCGCACUGCAGCGGCAGGGUGUGGCCCGCGGCGAUCGUCCUCGGGCGGUACCUCGAAUCCGAGAGGUGCGCGCGCCUGCGAGCGCGCGAUGCGGCGAUCCUCGAGCUCGGCGCGGGCACCGGCUGGCUCGCGCUCAAGAUGUCAUCGCGCUUCGCGUCCUGGACGGCGACGGAGACGACCGAGGGUGGCGCGCUCGACAGGCUCGAACGGAACCUCGCCAAGUUCGCCGGCGGAGGCACCCGCGGGAGGCACCCGAUCGCGAGAGCGCUGGACUGGAACGACGCGGAGGGAUUCGUCGACUCCGAAGGCGGCGGGUGGGAUCUGGUGUGCGGCUCGGACCUCGUGUACUCGGAAGCAGGCGCAGCCGCAUUGGCGCGAUGCCUGGAUGCGUUGCUCGGGGACGGGGACGGGGACGAAAAGUCGGCACCCGGGGACGGGGACGGGGACGGGGACGUAAGGUCGGCAGCCGGGCGGCGGCGACCGAUGAUCGCCAUCGCGCAGACGUGCGGUCGAUGGGGCGGGCACGGUUUCGACGAGGCGCUGUACCGAGCUCUCGCCAAUCGUCGACUUCGAGCCUCAGCCGCAUUCGGGGAGACGCUGGAGGACGACGACACUACCCUUCGGCAGCACGUCGUCGUCUUCUCGAUCGAACGAUCGCCGGGUGCAUCGGAUAUUGAGUGCGUGGAUAUUGAGAGGGAUCGGCGGUCGCAUCCGCUGCUUCGCGCGGCGAGGAUCCGCGAGAGGAACGAGGCGGCACAGCUGGCGGCGUUGACAGAGGACGAACGGCGCGAGCUCGACGCGGCUCGGCUCUUCGACGAGCUAUCUUCGACGUGA
This is a messenger RNA of Micromonas commoda, 918 nucleotides long. RefSeq lists its product with no specific name. NCBI's taxonomy places the organism in Eukaryota, Viridiplantae, Chlorophyta, Mamiellophyceae, Mamiellales, Mamiellaceae. The record is from RefSeq and is a predicted model, not a curated record. The transcript is spliced from 2 exons. The coding region runs from base 1 to 918 and encodes 305 amino acids.